This is a messenger RNA of Protopolystoma xenopodis, 456 nucleotides long. The record is from the annotation of a GenBank genome assembly. NCBI's taxonomy places the organism in Eukaryota, Metazoa, Platyhelminthes, Monogenea, Polystomatidea, Polystomatidae.
AUGGCCUCCACAAACGCCGCCUACGCACGUGACCCGAGCCGGUCGUCCAGCAACAUCGGCCUCCUCGACGCUCUGGAGCCGGACGUGCCUGAAACCCCGAUGCUGACACCGGCGCCGGCGCCGCCAACGCCAAUGUCGACGCCAACGCCGACGCCGACGCCAACGCCGACGCCGACGCCGACGCCAACGCCGACACCGACGGGUGAGGUGGAGUUGGUGAAGACGACCGGUCGUGCCGUGUCGCCGGUCGGCCGCGGAGCCGCGUCGAAAGCGGCCAGUCUCAAGUUCAUGCUCUCGUCGCCGUUCUCGAGCCAAAUCAUCGGCCUACAGACCGAAGAGGUGGGUCUCUCGCAUCUGCUGCACAAGACGAAGAAGCCGACCAUGGCCGGUACCAAACUGGCGUCAGAGACGGGUUUGGUGUUCAGCAACCAACUGAAGGACAAAGAGUACGUCUAC